This is a messenger RNA of Alosa sapidissima (American shad), 5556 nucleotides long. RefSeq names its product proline-rich transmembrane protein 3. Bases 355 to 3495 code for a protein of 1046 amino acids. NCBI's taxonomy places the organism in Eukaryota, Metazoa, Chordata, Actinopteri, Clupeiformes, Clupeidae. The transcript is spliced from 4 exons. The record is from RefSeq and is a predicted model, not a curated record.
UGUGGAGGGAGAAGUAGGGAGAGCGUAUGGUGAAAGGGGCGUACAUUUGAAAGCAAGCUAUGUCUAUCGCACAGGGAGGGAGAAGCUAUGAGGGAAUACGGUGUAUAGUUCCAACGGUUAUAGCGGCAUCUCCGUUACACGGUCACAGAAACAAAAAUACAGUCAAGAUACGUAGCGCUGUUGUGAUAGGAGGUCGAGUGUCAGGCUGACGCAGCCGCCGCAGUGGAACCUAACACGGCCAGCACUGCAGGCCUCAGAAGAAUGGAUUGAUAGGAGCCAUUUGAACUAAGGCCUGUCAGAGAGGAGCUUAUCAGAACUUUGCUCAGAGAAGCACCUCAGGGGCCAGCGGUUGCCAUGACGUCCCUUCUGAGUUUUUCCAUGCUGUUGGCCCUUAUGUGGCCAAUAGUGGCACAGGAUUCCUUAAGACCCUCCCAAGCCCCGGCCCUAGGCACAGAACCCCUCAAACCCACGCAACAGGCCGUGCUUUCCACACAUGCCAUUGGGCUGACACAUGUGCCAUUUAAACACUCCACUCGGAGACAGACUGAGUCACAGACAAUGAAGGGCACAGCUUCCCCAGAGUCUGUGGAUAAAGACUCUCUAUUUGUAGGAACUCAGUCGCUCCAGCAAAAUGGUGGACCUAUAGGAGGUGCAGACACAGAUGUGUCUCACACAAAGACCACACUGGCUUCCAGUUCAGCUGGACCUUUGUCCACGGGAGCCAGAGGUGGACUCCCCUCAAGUCUCCAUCCUGCCACUGAGCCUUGGACACCAGGAUCAUCAUCACUCAGGGAGGAGGCAGUUGGACUAACUGAGUCCAGUCAGAGUGCAGUCCAUAGUACCACUCAGGUGUCCGCGAAGUUGGAACCGGUGGUCACCGAGGGACCAAUCCAAUCGCCCACAGAAGGAGCCUCGCCGCCGGCUGGAUCAGGUGAUCAGGACAUUCCAGUUUCCAAGACGACGCCGGACGGUUCACCAGUCACUGUGACCAUAAGCCCACUCCCACCUAGGAAGCUAACAAGCACUAGCACCACACUGACCAAAAUGGCGGAGGCGCAGCCCCGACCCACUGCUAGCAUCAUACUGCGGCCCGUCCCCACACCAGGCAGACCAGUUAAGACAUCUCCACCACCCACAGACUCCCAGAGUGACUGGGAGAGUUCAACUGCUGCAGUGACAACAACAGCAGUUAGCACUGCGGGGUUUCAACCAGCUGCUGACACAGGGUUAAGGAAUAGCACUCAUCGAACCCAGUCAGCAGGAAGCACAAAUGCUCCAGUUGGGGCAACUCCUGCCCUGACCAGCACUGCCACUCCCCCUGACAGCACAACACUGAAGGAUACCUUUACAGCAACCACCAGUCAUCUAGCCAAGGAGGCCGUGCCCAGAGGACCAACAGUUAAUAGGACUCAUAUCAUACGUCUUACAUUUCCUAACCUAACCUUAACCACUGGAAAUGGGAAACGGACUAGGACAGGAGUGAUCUCUCCAUCCAGUCUCAUUCCCACCACUCCUGGACCUGGAGCUGUGGGCAGAGAUGGGAAGAAGAGGAGCGGCUCCAGCUCGAUGGCGCUCAUCCCUCCCCCGGUGUGGCGGCCCAGCCCCUCAACCUCCUCCUCCGUAGCCCCGUGCGUGGAGGGGACCAAGGGCUGCGUGGUCCCUAAGAGCCGUGAGGUGAUGGACGAGCCCCUCGGCCCCAACGGCACGUCUCUGGACUGGGCCGACCUGAGCCGCACGCUCUCCUUCGCCUGGGAGCUCCACGUGUUCGGUUCGGCCGCGCUCUUCCUUCUCCUGGCCGCAGGGGGUGCCCUUGGCCUGGCGCUGUCCCCGGCCGCCAGCUGCCCGUCGCGGGGGGCCCUGGUGCUCUCCAACGGGUUCCUGCUCCUGGUAGGGGCGCUGCGCGGCGCCCACUUCCUCCUGGACCCGUACGGCUCGCGGCGGCUGCUACCGCAGGCCGCCGUCGCGGCGCUGGUCACUCUGCCGCUGCCGCUGCUGCUGUGGGCGCAGGCGGCGCUGGCGGCACUGGUGGUGCGCGGCGCCGGGCUGGAGCUGGAGCUGGUGCCGCCGACGCUGCUGCGGCCGCCCCUGCUGGCCGUGCUGGCCGUGCUGCAGUGCACGCUGCUGCUGGCGGGCGACCUGCUGUCGCCAGCGCUCUCGCCCGCCGUGCCCAUGGUGCUGCAGAGCCUCACCCUGCUGGCGGGCCUGGUGCUCUGCCUGGGCUUCCUGUGCCUGGUGCUGCCGCGGCUGGCGUGUGCCCAACAGGAGGAGCAGCAGAGGGGCAAGGCGGGCGGGCGGUGGCUGUGGCGCGCGCUGGGCCGCGUGCUGGCGGUGUGCUCCCUGCUGGGGGCGCUGUGCUGCCUGCUGCACAUACACGCCUGCUUGUGGAUCUACGGCAUGCUGGGCGACUGGCGGCACUUCAGCUGGGCCUGGUGGCUCAACAUGUUCUGGGCGCGGAUGCUGGAGCUGGCCUGGGCCUUCUGCCUGCUGCUCAUAGCGUCCUGGCUGUUCUGGAGGCCCCGCGGAGGGGCAAGGGGGUCUACCGCAGGGGCGGCGGGAGGGGCCGGAGCGAACGGCGGAGCCGGCGAGAUCUCCUCCCCCUGCCAGACGGCGGCCAUCUCCCACCCGCACACGUGCUGGGCGAAGAUCGUGCAAAGCCUCAAAGGGCGUCCGGGGAGGAAGUCGGAGAGCGCAGGGGCGGGAGCCAACGGGGCGGGCGGGUCGGGUGGAGGAGCGGUGGCCGGCGAGCUCCCGAACAACUGGGCCGGACAGGAGCGCUCUGGCGCCGACAUCAGCAAGAGCCUGAUCCGCAACCGCGAGCCCAAGGACAGCAACCGCUCCCGGCAGCAGGGAUCCGGAGGAGGGUCACUGCUGCGGCUGCAGGCUCUGACCCGCACCCCUGCCCGCUCUCUCAGCUCCAGCUUGGACCGCGACAAGGAGUCGUCCGUGUCGCUCUGCGACUUCGACCUGCGCCCGCCCUCGCCCAUCGACCUGAGCCGCAGCAUUGACGAGGCGCUGCACCGCGAGCACCUGCUGCAUGGGGGCAGUCUCUUCCGACCGCUGCGGCCACCGUCGCCCUCGCCCUCCCCAGAGCCACCCUCUCCGGGACCCUGGCUGCGCCGCAACAGUGACCCCCAGCUCACGCUGUCGGACAGCAGUGGCACGGUGCUCACCGAGUCCUCCGAGGCGCUGGACCGCGUAGUGGACAGUGCCGUGCCCAGCAGGCAGGUCACAGCGCCGCCGACCCCCACGCACCAGGGCCCACGCUGGGUAGUGGAGCAGCAGGUGCCCUCAUCACUGUCCUGCCCCGUGUCGCUGCGUCCGUCCUGCAAUAGCCUGGACCGCCUCACCCCAGCCGGCGAGGACACGCGACCUUUCCUGACCCCUGAUUUGGACAGAACCGGCUCGGAACUGGACAGCUCGGCCGGCAAGCAGUUUUUAAAGGUCAGCCGCCAGGAUGACUCAGCGAGCGUGAGCAGUGAUAUCAUUGACUUGUGAUGGUGCUGGUCUGACCGCCGGCUGUAGAAGUCAGCCAGAAGGUCACCCAGAGGUCACAACAGGACACUCUGGGACCCGCAUGCCGACAGGACACACUCUAUGAGAAUCAGAUGUGUGCACGUGUGCAUAUGAUGAUAACAAUGGCUGGUAGGGUAUAGCCAUGCUAAAAAGCAAGCUGGCAGAAAGAGUACCACACAUGACUUGCAAAGCUUGUGUAUGUAAGUGUACGUGUGUGUGUGUGUGUGUGUGUGCUUGUACACACACACGCACACAAACACACAUUUGUAUGCGCGUGUGUGCUUGUGUGUAUGCUUGUGCUUGUGUGUGCAUGCACGUGUGCAUAUGAUGAUAACAAUGAUCAAUGUUAUAAAGGAUGGCAUACAUUUCACAUUCAUCAUUCACAUCUCGCAGACAGUUUAUGGAUUAUGUUAGUGUUAGUACAUUUCAGACAUGUUUAUGUAUGUGAUGAUCUGUUUUUAUCUGAUGGCCCAUGCACUCCUGUGAACUCAGUGAUGUGUUUUGUGAAACUGUUGGCUGUGUACUCGCCACUGUCUACAACCUCUCAACCUUUUUGUGUUUAGUAAACAUGUGCCAUCUAUGACAGUCGUAAGGCAAAGCCUGGCUGCUUACUUGACCAGUGUUAUGGUAAUCUGUUGGGCUCACAGCCAACUGCUGUUCUCCAAACACUAGCUGAACUGUGAGGCUAAAUUGGAAAAAAAAAACAUCUUCAAUAUAACCCAGCCUAAAGGCGGUCCUAUGUUAACACAAAACUGAUGUUUAUUUGUUGUGUCUUAUAAAUCAUAUAUUCUCCAUUAACCAACCAGAAUGCUGUAAGAAAAUGAGGGAUCGCAAUUGAUUGCAAUAUUUGCAUCAAUAUAAAUCACUAUGUGAUACUUUUGAAUCUAUUCUUGUUUCUUUUAGUGCUUCACCGUCAACAAUUUCUGUAGUUUUGUGACUUGACAUCGUGACUUUGGUCUUGAUGUAUUAUGUGUUUUCUUGAGGUAUUUGACCCAGCAUGACAAAACAUUAUGUCUUAAUUGUUCUGAAUUUUGUAAGUUAAUUUCUCUCACUGAUUGUUUUUUUCCAAAUGAGUGAUUCCAAGUUACUGGUGCUGGAGGCAGUGAACUGUAGUUCGAGCCCAAACUGUACUUCCAGUGUGGUGUUAGUCAUAUCCAGACAUUACCACAAUAAUCAGUUCUCUCCAAGGAUACACAUACAGGCAUAUACAAUACACAUAUACAUAUGUAACAUAAACUCUUUUGUAAAUACUUAAAUACGCCUAUUUUUGUGUCUGUAAAUAAAAUGAUAUAUAUAUUUAGAGAAAAGAUUGAAGAUAGUGAUAUGUUUGUGACAGUUGAUGAACUCAUGCUGUUGAUCUAAUGUGAUGGGAGACACAGACUCGCACAUACAGACAGACAAACUGUACACAAGGUUCAACCUGGAGAUCUCACUUUGAAGGAUCAGAAAACUAACCGUUUUAACAUUACAGAAUGUCUCAUAAACAAAAGGCUUCAAUACUAGACAGAUACGAACUCUUCAUAACGUAUAACUGUUUUAUUCUCCCCCCGUAAAGCAUGUUUCCUACAGAUGGUCUAAAAUAUCAUUAAUUGUGAGAAAGGACCGUUUCAAGCACAAAAGUACAGUAGGCAUACAUGUGUUAUCCAAGUCAAAUCAACAUUAUUGUGCAACAAGGUCAGCUGUUUCCUGUUUCCCCACAUCUCCUCACCUCCUUCUGUAUGGCCGGGGUCUGUUGAUGUGGUACAGACACUGUCAAUGCCACUGUCUGCUGUUUCUAUCCAUUUAAAUGACCCACUCAGGUACCAGUUGAUAAGUAACAAGUUGUCAGUGUUGACAGUAGUGUUAUUUUGCAGUUGUUGUGAUUUCUGUGACCAUGUCAUAAUGAUUUCUGUGGGGACACAUGAGACAUUUGUGACUUGUGAGAAUGAGUAAUCAUGCCGAUAAGAGGUGUGCCACUUGCUACUGUGGGUCCUUUGUGUCCAAAUGUUUCUCUGAGCAGGAGUCAUAUAAUUGCUCAACAAUAAAAAUUUCCCCAAUCUCUCA